Messenger RNA from Ruditapes philippinarum (Manila clam), 2831 nucleotides. Its product is annotated as serine/threonine-protein kinase 36-like. Gene Ontology annotation, molecular function: ATP binding; protein kinase activity. Gene Ontology annotation, biological process: protein phosphorylation. The record is from RefSeq and is a predicted model, not a curated record. Lineage: Eukaryota; Metazoa; Mollusca; Bivalvia; Venerida; Veneridae. Gene Ontology annotation, cellular component: cytoplasm.
GUUCAGCAAAUAGCAGCUCAGCUUGUGUCAGCUUUAUAUUAUCUUCACUCUCACAGAAUCUUACAUCGUGACAUGAAACCUCAAAAUAUUCUGCUGGGUAAAGGUGGCAUUGUUAAACUGUGUGACUUUGGCUUUGCCAGGGCCAUGAGCUUCAACACUCUGGUUUUGACGUCCAUUAAGGGUACACCUUUAUACAUGUCACCAGAACUGGUGGAAGAGAAGCCGUAUGACCAUACAGCAGAUCUUUGGGCUCUUGGGUGUAUAUUAUACGAGCUGUUCACGGGUACACCACCAUUCUACACUAACAGUAUAUUUCAGCUGGUCAGUCUGAUCAUUAAGGACCCGGUCAAGUGGCCUAAAAAUAUGAGUCCAAUGUUUAAGGACUUCCUGCAAGGAGUAUUGACGAAGAACCCAAGACAGAGAUUGGCCUGGCCUGAACUACUUCAUCAUCCAUUUAUUGCUGAUUUAGUCAAAGUGAGAGAAGAAGAUGCCAACUUACCAAGUCCGUUCACCCAACCACUUACAGCAUCUAUGGUGCGCAUGAAAGAUGAACAGGCCAAGGAGAAGGCCCACCCUAAAGGCACGUCUAAAAUUCUUGCUAAAGCUCGGAAAAAAGCCAUGGAAGAUGAGGCAUCAAAGAAAGGUCAAGGUCAAACUAAUGUACAGCCACCAGGUGGUGGUGAUGGAACCCAACCACAGAAAAAAGUGGAGUCUGAAUCUAAAGAAGCGUGGGGUCCAAAGUUGAAGGCAGACGAGGGAGGGGAGAAGCAGGAGCUGAAAGUCCCCGUGCACCCUCCGAGAGAACAUACCAAGGACUGGGAGAACACCGGUCUAAGCAAGCUAUCAACAGAAGAGAAUACAGAUCCUACGCCACGGACGGACAGGAUCACCAAAGACUACGAGAAAGAGUAUCCUAGUAUUGAGGUCGAAGGGCGACGUACAAUUCGCAAAUCUUCCGACAAACAGAACACUAAAAAUAUUGAAAAUGUGAAACUGGAUGGAGAGGGCGAUUCCAAGGAAGUUGACAGUGAUGAUGAAUGGCAGGGCUUGAUUGAAGUAACGGAUCAGGACGGGGAACCAGAAUAUGCUCUCAAACUUUUGACCGAUAAAAAAUUCCUGGCCAAACUUAAUCAAAGAAUCGAGCACAGCUCAGCACAAGUUCUGGAUGGAAUGUUAGAGGGAGCAGCCAGGCUGCGGACAGUCCUGCGUGUGGUGACAAACCUUGUUACAUUAAAAUGUGAUGUAGAUUUAAUCGUAAAUGCAAUCAAAGCAUUAAACUUGCCAAUGAUGUCACUGAAGUUGUUAGCAGAUAUCAUGGAUAAAUCAAAAGUUAAACAGCAACCAUGGUGCCAACAGAUUCUGGUAGAUCUUGUUAUAGCAUUGAAUGCGUACUUUGCCAGUGAGAUAAGCUGGACAGAAAACAUAGAGAAACAAAUUGCCAAUGAGUUUUUGGAAGCUAUGGGGAUGUUUAUGUCAUUGUUGCCAAAGUUAAUGAAUCAGCAGGUAGAUGAAGAUCUUAGACUGAGAGAACAGUCCAUAUUGUGUGCCAUAUAUACAUGUGAAGCCAUGGAGAGAGACAAGAUGAAACUAGCUGACCAGUAUUUUAUGAUGGUAGCAAACAAACAUACAGCGGCUCUAGAUUCUCUAAUGGCCGCAACCUUGCCUGACACAACAGUUCUACAUAGACUUACAGAAUUAGCAGAAGGUAAUGAAGAGUUGGCGGUAGAUCGUCAUGAGAACCUUACACAGCUGAGUCUGUCCUGUCUCGCCACCAUGUUAAAUAUACCACUAGAGAUGGACACAGGAGCUGAUGGCAGGAGAAAGAAAAAACAUGAACAUGGAUAUAGGAUUGCACACUAUGUUGGAGAUAAGUUGGCUAGUAAAGGCAAUGAGAAGCUGACAGAUGAUUUCCUAAUACUUUUGAGACAUCCCCCUCAGUGUACAAAUAUGCUCAAGGUGAUCUAUGCAUGUUGUCAGGUGUCUACAACAUUUUGCUCCUACAUAUCCAACCAACAACAACAUAUGGAAUCUCUGCUGGGGGUCCUCAUGGGAAAAGUAGAGCUGGCAGAUAUGGAAGUAAACUCUGUAAUAGAGAUGUUGAUACAUGUUCUAAGCACUAUAGUCAUACAGCUUCAGACGUUACCGCCUACUUUGACAGAUGCUGCUAGUCUAAUGGUCUCAAUAUUUCUUGAAUCUACCAUAGCUAGUCAUACUGCUGCUGCAGCUCUGUUGUUUAGUCAGAUGGUGUAUUGUGGUGUAUCUGUGGAGGUCCAGCCAGAGGAGAUGUUACAGGCAUGUCUAGCUGUUUUCACAGAUCUACAACAGAUUUGUGUACGAUGUCCGUUUGACUAUGGUAUAAUGGAUGGUCUGAUGUUACUGCUGUGUGAAAUGUUGACACAGGCGGAGGCACCUGUAGCUCAACUUUAUAUAGAAACAGGCAUCUGGGGAACCCUGUGGCAUCGUGUCGCUCAAGCCCUGCAAGUGAUGAACCCAGAGACAGAGUUACCUAUACAUGACAUUGAGACAGAUAUGGAGGCCCAGAAGGGGUUUCAUGAACCGGACUGGUCACUAGUUUCCCCGCAGGGCCUCAUGGCUGUACUACAAAUGUCAGUAACUGUCUUCACAAAGGAAACACAACAAUGUAUACCAAACCUAGCUGUACCAGACAGUAUUAUAAUGUUGACACUCAUACAUCUUCUCAGGAAAGAAUUCCUUUACUCGCUUAGCAAAAGUUUUAAUGUGGAGGGACCGCAGUUGACAGUAGACCUGAUUCUGGAGGUUACACAGAUUUGCUGUUUUCCUUUUGCUGUGGAUGCCAGCGAUGAUCUGUU